This is a messenger RNA of Caenorhabditis remanei, 771 nucleotides long. RefSeq lists its product as uncharacterized. Gene Ontology annotation, molecular function: protein dimerization activity; DNA-binding transcription factor activity. The transcript is spliced from 3 exons. Gene Ontology annotation, cellular component: RNA polymerase II transcription regulator complex. NCBI's taxonomy places the organism in Eukaryota, Metazoa, Nematoda, Chromadorea, Rhabditida, Rhabditidae. Gene Ontology annotation, biological process: positive regulation of transcription by RNA polymerase II. The coding region runs from base 1 to 771 and encodes 256 amino acids. The record is from RefSeq and is a predicted model, not a curated record.
AUGCUUACAAUGUCCGCUGCCGUUGGUGACAUGUACUUCCUCAACGCGUCCAUGAAAAUGGAACAACAGAAACAAUACCGUAAACGUCACCACUCGGAUUCUUCUGAUGAUGACGUCUCCAGCCCGAAAUCGGCAUCGCCAUCAAUGGACGACGAUCGACGUGCCCAUCACAACGAGCUUGAGCGUAGAAGACGGGAUCAUAUCAAAGAUCAUUUCGUGAUCCUCAAGGACUCCAUUCCACUUCUUGAAGGAGAGAAAUCAUCCCGUGCCUUGAUCUUGAAACGAGCUGUUGAAUACAUCAGUGUUAUGCAAUCUCGACUCGAUGACAACCAGAGAUGCAUGGAGGAGCUCCGCCGAAGAAACGAGCUUCUUGAGGAGAAACUUCUGGAACGCGACACUUCUAGAUCUCCAUCUUCUGGAUCAUCUCGUCUUCCUUCCCUUGGAGGCACCCAAAUUGGAGCCACCCAAAUCCAAAUGCCACAACUCACCAUGCCAGUCGCCGCUCCAAUUCAACAGAUCCCACAGAUUGCUCAGAUCCCACAAAUCCCACAAACUACAAAUCCGCUCGCCUUAUCCACAAUGGAUCCAGCUCAACUCAACAGCCUGAUUGUAUCAUCUCAGGAUGCCAUCAUCGCUCUCACCCAGAGCUUGAUCGGAAAGAUCCAAACAACGAGUCCAACGCUCCCGGAAUCCGUUUCAGUCUCCCCGCCAGCUGGACUGUACCCACUUGCAUUUUCUCCGAUGGAGCAGCCAAUGGCUGUCAGAUUCUGA